AUGGCUGAUAUAAGCUUUAAGAAUAGGUAUUGCCGGAAUGUGAAACGCUAUUAUUUUCUGAGUGUUUGUUCAGUUAUUCCAGCCCACAUUGCAGAUUUGUUUUUAAUCCGAAUUUUUGCGCUUGGCGGUGCCGCGGGGGUGGGCUGGGUGGAAGUGGGCAGAUCUGUGGGGCGGAAGGAGUGGGGAGGGAGGAUGACAAUUAUCCUUGCACCAAAUAUGUGUUCGAUUACAAAUUCCAAGACGGCUGAAAGGAACAAAAGAUUUUAUAUUGAAGAUAAACUGAAAUCCAGGUCUAAUAUUGCAUUACCUCCUCUGGAAGCUUCAUCAAGUCGCAGGCAUCUUUUAGUCAGUGUUGGCCCUUCAUUGGUUACCUUGACAUAUGGUUUAUCACCAUCAUUGGUAUGGGCCGAAGAGAAGUCUGGUGACAAAGAGGAAGAAGAUAAAGGGAUUAUUGGGGCCAUCAAAUCAUUCUUUGAUCCUAAUGAGAAAACAAAGUCGGGAAAGGUGUUGCCAAAGGCUUACUUAAAGACAGCAAGAGAAGUAGUGAAAACACUGCGUGAAUCCUUAAAUGAAACCACUGAUGAUAUGGCCAAAUUUAGACGGACUGCGGAUUCGGCAAAGGAGUCAAUUCGGGAGUAUUUGGGCAGUUGGAGGGGAAAUCAAACUAUUGUGCAAGAAGAAUCAUAUGUUAUUUUGGAGAAAGUAAUAAGAUCUUUGGCAAACUUUUACUCAAAAGCAGGGCCAUCAGCUCCACUGUCGCAGGAAGUUAAGUCUGAAAUAUUAGAUUAUCUAAAUACAGCUGAAGAAUUUUUGUAG
Molecule: messenger RNA, 816 nt
Organism: Sphenostylis stenocarpa
Lineage: Eukaryota; Viridiplantae; Streptophyta; Magnoliopsida; Fabales; Fabaceae
Source: the annotation of a GenBank genome assembly